This is a messenger RNA of Mustela erminea (ermine), 2024 nucleotides long. RefSeq lists its product as uncharacterized. The transcript is spliced from 6 exons. Bases 132 to 803 code for a protein of 223 amino acids. NCBI's taxonomy places the organism in Eukaryota, Metazoa, Chordata, Mammalia, Carnivora, Mustelidae. The record is from RefSeq and is a predicted model, not a curated record.
UUUAUUUUUAAAUCUUCGUGCAAUAACACGUGCCUGAAACUGUGUGACCCCCACCUCAGGGCAGAGAACAGUCCCCCCAGCCCCCACCUUCCUGGCGCUUGGCAGCAAACAGUGCCCCCCACCUGGCAACCAUGGACCUGGUCCCCGCGGCCUGGCCCCGCCAGAGCCCGGCUUCUCCCGCUCAGCCUGUCCCCCGGCUGUUGGCAUGGGCUGUGCCGAAGCCCAGAGCUGUGCAGAGACAUCAGCGCUCUCAGUUUUUGGUGGUUAUGAGCGCUGCUGCCGUGAACCUUCAUGUCCAAGUUUUUGCUGUAAACUCAGUGUCUUUCAGAGAGCAACGUGUUCCAUUUCGAUGGAGUCCGGCGUGUCGGUUCCCACUUUCAUCGGUCCUGCUUUCGGUGCUGUGUGCAGGGCUCUUCGUUGGACACGAGGUCGUACGGACACAAGGUCGUACGGACACGAGUCGUGCGGACACGAGGUUGUACGGACACGAGAUCGUGCGGACACGAGGUUGUACGGACACGAGUCGUGCAGACACGUGGUCGUACGGGCCACCUCGUUUUCUGCUGAGGAUUGUGUACACGUCCAGGGGCGUGACCCACCGGAUGAGCGACCUGGGGGUCUACCGGCUUCCCGGGCCUCCCACGACGGGUCUGCCUGGAACCUCUGAGUCCCACGACUGGUACUGGGACCAGGAUGCCGGAGUGGCUCUCCUGUCUUCCCACUCCACUGUCCUCGUGAGCCCAGCCCCUCUGCGCGGGGGUCCUCCUGGCUCUGCAUCCAAGCCACGGGGCCCUCGUUCAUGAGGCUCUCCCUAAGCUGUCACUGCCAACCUGGAGCCUGGCCCUGACCCUGACCCAACCGGGGGUGGGAUGGAGCCGGCACCAGGCCCGUGCACCCCUAGCCACACCGACCGAGUCCCCAGCGAGCCUCCCUAGACUCCACAGCAUGGGCGGUUCAUCCCGCUGGUCACUGCUGGGUCCCCCCGGUCACACACAGGCUGUGUUGUCGGUGCUGUGAGCACGAUCUCUCCGCCACCGCAGCCUGGCCCACCUGGCUGGGGAUCCUGAGUGCUGGCCUUCCUCAGGGAGCUGGGGCACCACGGUGGCCCUGGCCCACCCCCUUGCCAGCCUGGUUCUAGGUGGAGCCCAUCCUUCCUGAUGGUCCUGUGUUUCCUCAUGAUGGGAGGUUUCCUGGAAUGUGGGACUUUCACAUCACCUCCAAAAUUCAAGCGCAAUCCUGGGUGUACCUGGACAACCCCCAGAUCGGGAGACUCUCCGGGAAGUAUCGCUGACCUCCACAGCUGGCCCCACCUCCGAGUGGCCGUGUCCCUUGUUCCAUCACCACCCAUCGGUUCUACCCAUGCUGGGACCUCCCGUAUGAAGCCCUGCCACGGGUCGCGCGGUUCCCACUGCUCAGCACCAUGCUUCGGGCACCGGCUUUGCUGUGUGUGUCUGCGGUCCAGCCUCCGAAUGGUUCUGUGGUUCUGUGGUUCCAACGUCCGGCCACACCUCAGCUCAUGUGUCACCCUGUUCUUGGUGUCUGGCCGCAGUGAGUGCUCGUGCGAUCCUCGCGUGGGCACGAGCACUGGCUUCCAGUGUGUGAUGCCCAGGAGCGGGCCUGUAGCAUCCUAGGAACCCCCAGCAGUGUCUGGGCAUCCAGUGGUUCCAACACUGGUUUCACUGCAAUCACUUGGGCGGAUGUGUAGUGAUGCCUUAUCAUGGUUUAAUGUGUAAUUUCUUGAUAAAUAAUGGAACGAAGCACUUUUCAGAUGGUUAUGAGCCUUUUGAAUAAAUUUUUUGGUGGCUUAAACCAACACAAAUUUAUUUUCUUACAUCUCUUUAGGUUACAAAUCCAGCAAGGGUCUCGCCAGGCCAAGAUCAAGGUGUUGAUGGGGCUGUGCCCCUUCUGAAGCUCUAGGGAAGAAAAUCCGUGUCCUUGCCUUUUCUGGCCUCUGGAGGCUGCCGUAUUCCUCAGCUCCGGCUCCUUUGUUUCAUCCUUUUUGUUUUGUUUUAAGACAGAGGAGG